AUGUCUUCUAAGUCCGGAUCAUCAGCUUCGAAGAAGAAAGCAGCGUCGACUCCAACUUCAGAGUCGUCAACAAAAAAAGUGAAAAUACCGAAGAAUUAUAUUGUUAGGCCAUCAACCACCAAUUCAGCGAAGUCAUCGAAUAAAGUAUAUAUCAAUGGUGAGAUAUUACAAGCAUUGGAAAUUGCAAGUGGAUCAAUGGUGUACAUUUCAAAGGUAUCUGGAGGUGAAGCAGGUAUUUUGGGAACAAUAUAUGCUGAUAAUGAUAUUAUAGAUAAGAACAUUAUUGGAGUCUCGACGAGUUUGAGGUGCUUAGGAGGACUUUUGCUUGGUGACCGAAUUCAAAUCGAUAAAUACGAAAGCCAGCCUGAGUAUGCCAGUUCAAUGGAUAUUUGGAUUCAGAGCGAUCUGGAUGACAGUGUGAAAGUCGAAGGGAAAGUUUCGAAGGCAGUCGAGAAGUUAUUCAAUGAAAUAGGUAUAGUGUUUCCAGGCCUCAAAUUAACCAAUGUCAGUAUACCAAAAAUGAUAUCGAUAAUGAUGAAGAAAACAGUAAAAUUAUUUGUACAAUUAAGAUUACUGAUAUACUGGGCAAGGAAUCUUUGGAAGAUUCACUCAAUAAAUUGUCUAUAA
Messenger RNA from Debaryomyces fabryi, 627 nucleotides. RefSeq lists its product as uncharacterized. The record is from RefSeq and is a predicted model, not a curated record. The transcript has a single exon. The coding region runs from base 1 to 627 and encodes 208 amino acids. NCBI's taxonomy places the organism in Eukaryota, Fungi, Ascomycota, Pichiomycetes, Serinales, Debaryomycetaceae.